GAUAGGUGCCCCGGGAAGCCGCUCCGUGUGUACAGUGAGGGAGCCGCGGUGACACUGAGCGCCGUGUGCUGAACCCGGGACUGGAGCAGCUCUGAGCCGCGCGGCAGGAAGCCGGACUCGGGUGUUUACUCUCAGUGAGCCACAAUGAAUUCCAUCUCAGCAGAUAGAAAGCCUCCAGUGGACUAUGGUGUCCAGAUCCGCUUCAUCAAAGACCUGGAUGAUAUGGGUGGAGGCUAUGUAGAGAGGAAUCGGGGUGUUGGAGGAGCAGCAGCUGCUGGAGGCAGUGGGACUCCUCCAUCCUCUACAUAUGGGGUUGCAGUGAGGGUUCAAGGAAUUUCUGGACAGCCCUAUGUGGUGCUGAAGGAUGGAGAGAAGGGUGACUCAUAUGGAGUACAACUGAAGACCCAGCCUCAGCCACAGACCCCAGUUCUUGGAUUUUCGUCCCCAUUUAACAGCCUGCCUCCAAGACCACGCGAUGGCGCUCAGACUCCUAAAGACCCUUACAGCUCAUUUGGGCCACCAAUUUCACCAGAUGAGACUGAAUUUGGCAGCCCUUUGAAGAGACCACCUGGUGAUGGACAAGCAGGAAGUCAAGGAGAUGGAGAAAGGGGGACUACAGAACAUCCUGUUUUGGCUCCUUCAUCCAAAGACUCCGGGAAGAAGGCUGUUGGAGAACUGAAUGAAGCUGGCCUUAGGCCAGUGCGGCAGACUGGAAUUGGUGGGACAAAGAAAAGCGGGAAUCAGUGUACCUCUACAGAGCCAUUCCCUGAAGCUUCAGCACCAGGUACUGUUGAAGAGCCAGUUGAAGCCAUUGACACAAAAUCUUUAGCCCCCAUUAAUAAACUUAUCAGUAAAUUUAACAGCAGUACCACGUCCACCGUGCCAAGCCGGAUCAGAGGUCGCUCUCGAGCUCGAGCAUGUCUGCAGUUUGAUGAGCGAAAGCGUUCUCGUAGCUUGGAUGCCCACAAGGAACAGGAAGAAGAGCCUAUUCCUUCACCAACCAUAAACCCCUACGCUCCUACAAUAAACACCACCUCAGGCUCCAGUCUUGCCUCACCCAAAUGUACAAACUACAACAGUCUUGGACAGAGCUCUCCUUCUAUUGCAAUGGUUCCUGCUGUUCCUACCUCAAAGGCACCUACCAUUAAUCAAACUCCAAGGAUGUUUGUUGCCAAGGAAGUACCACCUACUAUAUCAAAGAAACAGGUAACACCUGAUCUUCUGAGCUGCCAAAGUCAAAGUACAGACUCUGUUGAUGGAGGUGAAGCUCAAGAACGACAGGCGAUUUAUGAAAUCCUCAGAGAAGGAUCUGUUGAGGGUGAGAUGUCCUUGAGACGAAAAGCAAAUCUCAUGCAUGAGCAGCUCCGAGGGAUGAAGGAGCAGAACAAGGCAACCAACAAUCCGUUACAGCAGCAGCUCGAUCAGACCAAGAGAGAACUGCAGCAUGCUCAGGAUCGAUUGGCAGAACUGCGAUUGGAAAAGGAAGGGGUGGAGUCACGCUUUCAUCAGCAGGAGGAUCAACUGGCCGCGCUACAGGAGGAGCUGAGGAGGGUAUCGGAAAGCACACCUCAAACAGACACGGAACUGAUGACGCUUCAGGCUCAGCUGGCUGAGGCAGUGCUGCUGAGACAGAAGCAGGAGGAGGCGCUGCACAUGAGAGAGAGGGAGCUCACUGCACUGAAGGGGGUGCUAAAGGACGAGGUGGCGGCCCACGACAGAGAGCUGGAGGCACUCCGAGAGCAGUACAGCCAAAAUAUGGAGGCCCUUCAAAAGAGCAUGGAGCAUGUAUCGCAGUCCCAGCAGGAGAUAGAGGAAGAGCGGCAGAAAGUGAACGCCUCGAUCCUGACUCUGGAGGAGGAGCUGGAUGGUUACAGGGAGCAGGGCGAGCACUGGAAGGAGCAGAUGACCUCCGUCAAACAGGAGAGCAGGCAGCACAGCACCUUUCACAAACUGCUGCAAGCUCAGCAGGAAAAGAAGGAGCUUGAGGAGAAACUGCUCAGCCUGAAAAAGCAGACGUGUGAAACGGACUCCCUCACUCGGGUUCAGGAGCUGCAGCGCUGUCUCGACGAUCUGAAGACGGCACAUUUAAAAGUCGAUGAGCAGAAAGCAGAGUUGGCGAAGAAGGAGGAGGAGCUCCAAACCCUGAAAAGAACCAGUCAAAACAAAGAACAGGAGCUUGAGGCUGAGAUUGACAAACUGAAGGUCCAGUCGAAAAAGGACAAAGAGGAGCUCUCCAAAGUGAUCGAGAAGACGCAACAGUCUUUAUUAUCAUCUCAGGAUCCUACCAAAGAUACUGUAGACCUUCAAGAAGCCAACACUCGCCUUAGAGAGAGAAUUGCCCACAUGUCCCGGCUGCACAGCAGUCUAUCCGACACUGAGGCUUCAGAUAUUCUGGAGGAGGAGAACCGGCAUCUGAAAACACAGCUGGAGGAAAUGCGGCGUGCAACAUCCCGACUCUGCCACGAGAAAGAGGAACUCAACCACCAACUGGAGGAAAAGGAAAAAGAGAGAGAAACUCUGCGCCGUGGCAAAGCGGACCUCGAAGAGCAGAAGAGACUGCUUGAUCGAACACUGGAGAAGGUUAACAAAGAUAUGGACCUGCUGAUGGGGGGUUCUCGGCAGUCUGUGCAGAAUCUGCAGUCUCAGUUGGAUGAGUUUAGAGACCGCUCCCGUAGAGAACUUCAGGACUCUCAGAGGCUGAACAAGGAUCGACUGAUGGAGCUGCAAAGAUCUCAGAACAACCUCAAAGCAGCACAGGAAGAGGUGUCACGUCUAAAGAAGGAACUGCUGGUGUGUUCUGAGGAAAGGGAUGGUGCUCAGCUGGAUAAGGAGCUGCUGAGCAACCGUCUCAAACACAUGGAGAGUGAGCUGGACCGUGAGAAGAGCUCUCAGACAGACCACAGCAGAGAGAUGAGGCUUCUAGAGGAUAAAAUAAAGACUUUGGAGAUAGAGUUGGAUGAGGAAAAGACUGGAGCAGAGCUUCUGAAUGACCGCGUCACACGCAGCAGAGAGCAGGUGGACCAGCUCCGCUCUGAAUUGAUGCAAGAGCGCUCAGCCAGACAUGACCUUGAGAUGGAUAAGAGUUCACUGGAGAGACAGGUAAAAGAGCUGAAGUCUCGUUUAGCUGAUCUGGAUGGUCAGCCUCGAUCUACUGCAGGAGUCACAAUACUAGAAAACAAAAUCCAGGAGCUGGAAGAUCGGUUACACAGCGAAGAAAGAGAGAAGAGCAGCAUUCUAGCAGCCCAGAGGAGGAUGGAGAGGAAAUUAAAGGACAUCAGUGCCACAUUGGACCAGGAGAGAAACCAGCAUGCUGAACAGCGAGACCAGCUCUCUCUGCGGGUGAAGGCACUGAAGAGGCAGGUGGAUGAUGCCGAGGGAGAGGUGGAGAGAUUAGAGGGAGUGAGGCGGAAGAUUCUCAGGGAUCUGGAGGAGCAGAAAGAGCUGAAGGAUGUGCUCCAGGCCAAAGUCGGUACACUGGAAAACGAGCUGAGGAGGAAGAUUCAGCAGACACGGCGUCCCACUCUGGGGUCCACCCUAAGCUCAGAAGAUGAUGAUGGAUGCUUUGAUUCGAACAGCAUCACAUCCAUCCUGACAGAAUCACAACUCCAGACCAGCACCUGCUGAAGAGAUCGAGGUGUAAAACAUGAGAACUGGGUUGAUGUAUCACCUUCUGCUGAAAGAUAAUCAAUGAUUUACAUGAUUAAACUAUAUCAAUUAAUGAAUGCCUUAAUUCUGUAAAGGAAACAUGAAGUGCCUGAAAGUUCUAAUGUGAAAUGUUGUUGAGAAGAGGAAACUUCUGCUUAAACCCUUAGAAAAGAAUUCCUUUUUAAAUGAAGAAUUAAAAUAUUUACUUUAUUUCAGAAGUAUGUACUGUCCUUUUUACUGUACAACUGGCUACAUGUUUAUUCUUGACUCGCCAUAUAAAGAUUAUUUCUUUCAA
Molecule: messenger RNA, 3940 nt
Organism: Neoarius graeffei (lesser salmon catfish)
Lineage: Eukaryota; Metazoa; Chordata; Actinopteri; Siluriformes; Ariidae
Gene: cgnb
Product: cingulin b
Exons: 21
Coding region: 145-3624 (1159 amino acids)
Cellular component (GO): myosin complex
Source: RefSeq, a predicted model, not a curated record